GGUAAAUUCGCUAAUAUUGAUUCUGCGGAUUCCGGCAUGCAAUAUUACAGCUGAUUCUGAUACUCUCCAAUCUCCAGAAUGUAAUCAGCUAUACAGAUAACUGACGUGUACGUCUGACAAAUCAAGGUAGCACUUAGCAGACGGAUUUGUUUAAGUUAUAGAUUGGUUGAGGUGUAACGUAUUUUUCAAUUUUAUGUCGAGAGAAUAAAUAAUAUAACAAUUAAGUUUCAAUUCAUUACUGUUGAUCUUUCCAAGGCUUUAUAAGGGCGUCAGGAUAAGUUUUUACACAGAACAAGAUGGGCUUUUUUCUGGGAAGCAGAUUGAGUGUUUUCGUUAUUGUUGCUGUUGCUGGGUUUGUGGCUUAUGACAUCAACAAAUAUGGCAGUUUUAGAGCUUCAAAAACAGGAGUUUUUCUCAGAGACUGUGGAGUAUUGCGUUACGGUGAACUUGCUCUGACAAGAUUUAGGAGUUAUUCACAACAGGCUUACAGGUGGAGCCAAAAACAUGUCCCAGGCUACAUGUCUUUCAUACGAGAAAGUCUGGCUGUCUACCUAAUCAUUAUAAGAGAUGUUGUGACCCGUCUAGCCACCCAUGUUUGGGCCAACAUCAGCCAGAUCUGGCAUUACUUUGUGGACAAGAAACCAGCGGUUGUGAAGUGGCUGAACGAGUACCUUCCAGGUGUCUCUGACAGUGUCAGCAGCUGGCUGAGUCAGGGCUGGUCUCUGUUGCUGCAGUACGCCACGAUCGUGAUUCAGUGGCUCAAGGACAAUGUCUUUGUAGGCAGCUUGUCACCGGAGAACUUACAAAGACUCUCUUGGGAAGCUCUCAACACUACGCAAACUCUUGCCCGCCAAACAUUGUCUUGGAUCAACGGCAAAAUGGCACCAGUCAUUGUUGGUUCCAGCACUUAGUCACUGGCACCCCCUCCUUUACUUGUCAGUUUCUGAACCAAACCGGUCUCUCCUAAUGUUACCAUCUUUCAGUUCACUGGCACCCCCUCUUUUACCUCUCAGUUCCUGAACCAAACCAGUCUCUCCUAAUGUUACCAUGUACACAUACCUAAUGUUACCUAAUGUAAACAUCUUUCAGUUCACUGGCACCCCCUCUUUUACCUCUCAGUUCCUGAA
Molecule: messenger RNA, 1127 nt
Organism: Homalodisca vitripennis (glassy-winged sharpshooter)
Lineage: Eukaryota; Metazoa; Arthropoda; Insecta; Hemiptera; Cicadellidae
Exons: 6
Coding region: 297-911 (204 amino acids)
Source: RefSeq, a predicted model, not a curated record